Messenger RNA from Loxodonta africana (African savanna elephant), 5384 nucleotides. It is a transcript of the gene NUP35, whose product is annotated as nucleoporin 35. The transcript has 9 exons. Gene Ontology annotation, biological process: NLS-bearing protein import into nucleus; nuclear pore organization. NCBI's taxonomy places the organism in Eukaryota, Metazoa, Chordata, Mammalia, Proboscidea, Elephantidae. The record is from RefSeq and is a predicted model, not a curated record. Gene Ontology annotation, molecular function: phospholipid binding; structural constituent of nuclear pore; nucleic acid binding. The coding region runs from base 528 to 1499 and encodes 323 amino acids. Gene Ontology annotation, cellular component: nuclear membrane; nuclear pore central transport channel; nuclear pore nuclear basket.
AAAAACUGCUUUUCAUCUCUGGCGCUACGAUCUACUCCGCAGGCCUUGAAAGUGGGCUAGCAAGACAGAAAGGCAGUAGCCUUCAGGCUCUCCUCUGCUAGCCUCAAUCGCGGAGUGGAUGCUCCUGGGUCCCCCAAGUUUCUAGCUGGCCCGCUGCUCGAGGCAGUGCCACCCUGCCACUGCCAGGGCGGUUCUGGGCGGCUGCAGACGCUGGGGAGCGUGAGGAAACAGCAGUCGGUUGGUGACUGAGCGGGUUUUGUGCCCCUACACGCCUGUAGCACCAGACUGGUUCAUGCUUGAGUCUGGCCCCGCACCCAAGGCGCACUUCUGGGUUUCCGGAUUCCCGGAAGUGUCGGGGAACGGUGCUGACCCACAUACACGUGGGUGGGCGGUGCCCUGGGAUGCGUGGUUAGGGUAGACUACUCCUUGUUCACCUAGGCUUCUGCUUCCUGUUUUGAUUCUUUCUCUCACCUGUUUAAUUGGAGGAGUAUUCUGGGCUUUGCAAAAGGAAUCUUAUUAAUGGAACCAUGAAUCGUGCGACAUUUAACCAAUCAGGAUCUGAACCAAUGAUGCUGGGUUCACCUACCUCUCCAAAGCCAGGAGUUAACGCUCAGUUUUUACCUGGAUUUUUAAUGGGGGAUUUGCCAGCUCCAGUGACUCCACAACCUCGAGCAAUUAGUGGCCCUUCGGUAGGAGUAAUGGAAAUGAGAUCACCUUUACUUGCAGGUGGGUCACCACCACAACCAGUUGUACCAGCUCAUAAAGAUAAGAGUGGAGCUCCACCAGUUAGAAGUAUAUAUGAUGACAUUUCCAGCCCAGGACUUGGAUCAACACCUUUAACGUCAAGAAGACAGACAAACAUUUCAGUACUGCAGAGUCCUCUUGUUGGAGUUACCACAGCUACUCCUGGAACAGGACAAAGUAUGUUUAGCCCAGCAAAUAUUGGUCAACCACGAAAGACUACAUUAUCUCCUGCCCAGUUGGAUCCUUUUUAUACUCAAGGAGAUUCUCUGACAUCAGAAGAUCACCUCGAUGACACUUGGGUGACUGUGUUCGGGUUUCCUCAAGCAUCUGCAUCGUAUAUAUUAUUGCAAUUUGCACAAUAUGGAAAUAUCUUAAAAAAUGUGAUGUCUAACACAGGAAAUUGGAUGCAUAUUCGUUAUCAAUCUAAACUACAGGCCCGGAAAGCUUUAAGUAAAGAUGGCAGGAUUUUUGGAGAGUCCAUCAUGAUUGGUGUAAAACCAUGUAUAGAUAAAAGUGUUAUGGAAAACAGUGACAGAUGUCCUUUAUCAUCUCCAUCUCUAGCCUUUACACCACCAAUCAAAACCUUAGGUACACCAACCCAACCUGGAAGUACUCCUAGGAUUUCUACCAUGAGACCUCUUGCUACAGCUUAUAAAGCUUCUACUAGUGACUAUCAGGUUGUUUCUGACAGACAAACACCAAAAAAGGAUGAAAGUCUUGUAUCCAAAGCAAUGGAGUACAUGUUCGGCUGGUAGUAUAAUAAAAACUAAGAACUGAAUUACAAAAAAGUAGGUUGCUACACUAAAACAGCAGAGCACUGCCAGUUUCCUUUGGUUAGUUAUAUAACCACUCCUGGCAGUAUUGGGAUGCUGUCUCAUACUUCUUUUAAAAGCCUUUUUCUUUAAGGAUACAGGAUAUUUGUAGCUCGCACUUUAAAGAUGCUUGAGAUACGUUUUUAAGAAACUAAAAAUCCCUGUAAAUAGGAUUUUGUGCUUUCUCUGAUAGUGCAUGCUUAAAUACAAAAAAACCAACAUGGAUUACAGUAAAUUAUAUGAUUGAGUUUGUUGUGAGGCUUCUUGGUCUUUAUGAGAAGGGAGAUGAAUUUCAUGAAGUGGAACUGUACAGCUGCCUCUACCAAGACACAAAGAUUAUAAUUAGCAGUUUGAAUUAUGGUCUUCUAAUAGCAUUGAAUAUUUUCAUUAUCCUUGCCUGUAUAUGUACUGUCAUGGAUUGUCAUCUUUUAGUGUUUUAAAAUCAGAACAGUCUUUUAAAAAAUUUACUAAAGUUUCUUGAUAAUAAACUUUUUGAAUUACAGGUAUUGAACUUUUUUUGAAAGAGUGAUUUAUUUUUUAAAUUACUACGAAAAGUUCUAAGUGUUUGUGGUUCCAUAUGUUUUUCCGUUCUUUGUAUUUUUUAAAUUGUUCGUAGAAUCCAGAGGCUUGAUCAGAGUCAGAUUUGAUCUCAUUGGCAAGAGUAUAGGUAAUAUAAAAUCCAUUAAUUCAUUGGGGCUUACAAAAGAGUGAUAAUCCAAUUUUAUUAUUUUCAUUUAAUUGAGUGUUUUUAUAAAAAAACACUUUCCCUUCUCUAGUAUUUGGUUGCCCAAAGGUUUAAUUCAUAUAAGAAAAACAAUACGUACUUAUUUACCAGUUUUCAAGAUAAGGAAUUGGUUCCAUAUCAUCCUUUGGUGGUAACUAAUAAAUUUAUUUCAUUAUGAACUCUUGGAAUUAAGCAUAUUUAAUGGUUUCAGUCUAUUAUAAUUAUUAAACAUACUGAAGCUCAAAGUGUCCUAUCUUUGGCUUCCAGGGCCUUUUAACUUGACCCUUGUAGCCUUUGAUCAUUUCUUCGCUGUUUUCUAUGAUAAGAUGUUCAAGGGUCAUCUUGUUAUAUUUUCUCUCCCAUACAAAAAGAUUAGCCAUUUCUCCUAUCUGGAUGUUUGGAAUUGCUCAUUGCUACUGAGUUGAUUGUUAUGUAUAAUAAAAUAUUUCAUGAGUUCAUACUGAUAGAAUUCAAAAUCAUGGUUGCAGUUUUUUCUCUUUUUUAAAUAAUCUCUUCAUUAUUACAUCCUUAUCUCCUAGAAUCUUGGUUUUUAAAGACACAGAUAACAGUAGAAUUAGAACAUACGCAUCUCACAUACACAUCAAUCUCAAAAUAACAAUACUAAUACUACUUCCAUCAAUAUAAUUGUUAAUAAAUGUUUUUUGCAGCUAUUCUUCACAUCUCCCUUCCCCCCAUCUUUAAUUGUACUCUAUCUACAUUGUCUGACCAUUUGACCAUUACAAUACUAUACUUUCUCCCUCUUAACUUUAUCUGUUCUUAUUUGUACAAGUAUAUGUUUAAUCUCAAACCAAAGCCAAGCCAAAUCCAUUGCCCUUGAGUUGAUUUCAACUAAUAGCAAUCCUAUGGGACAGAGUAGAACUGCCCCAUAUGGCUUCCAAGGCUGUAAUCUGUGCAGAAGCAGAUGACCACAUCUUUCUCCGGUGGAGCAGUUGGUGAGUUUGAAUCACUGACCUUUCAGUUAGCAGCCAGGUGCUUAGCUACUGUGCCACCAGUGCUCUGUAUUUAAUGCUCAACAUCUGUUGUUAUGUGGACACUGUUCUAUUCAUUUUGGUUACUGAAACUCAUUGUCUAGUACAUUCCUCAAGAAAAGUGCUUAGAAACAAUAUUUCCUGAACUGUUACAUGUGGAUAAGUUUUUGCACUUUGUACUUGAAAAUCAAUGUUGCUGGAUGUAAAAUGGGGCUAUAUAUAUUUUUUCCUGGAGCAUUUUAAAUAUAUAACACCAUUUUCUUCUGGAAAAUGGUGUUACCGUAGAAACAUCCAAAAAAAAAAAAAUUAAUUUUCCUUAUAAGUUAUGCUAUUUUUGCUUAGAUGCACAAUGUAUUUAUUUUUUUAACUUUAGUAAUUUUUCUAGAAUAUGCCUUGGUAUUGGUCAUUCUUGGUCAUUAUUAUCAGAUGCACAGUGCAGUACCUGAGAAUUGUGACCCUGACCGUCAAUACUGUAGCUAAGGAUACUGUUCCAGAAGCUUUUCAUAUGUGGUUUUAAAUAUAUUUUUUUUUUUUUUUAAUUUUAGGAAAAUCUUCUUGAAUUAUUGUUUUUACCUUCUGUUCUGUUCCAUAGUUGUAGUUUUCUUCUUCAGGAACUCCUGUUAUUCAUAUAUUGGAUCUUUUUUUGCCUGUGUUCAAUAUUUGUCAUUUUAUUUUAAGUAUAUUUUUAAAAGAUGAACAAUACAUUUUCUUUAAUGUAUCUCAUCUGCCUCAUUUAUACAUUCACUCAUCUUCAAAUUGUUUUUGUAACUUGUUAUGGUGGUAUUCAAUAGUAACAUAAGUAAGAAUCUAAUAAAUUUUCUACUAGAAUAAUUAAGGAGUGGGGGAUGAUUUUAGGAAAAAUUAUUUUUCUUAUACACUUUCUCUUAAAAAAGUGUCUGAAUAAAUAGGAGAACCUAGACAAAAGCUUUAUCCUCAGUGUGACUUUUUUUAGAGCAAGUUUUAUAAAGACAUUAAUAAUCAUAUUUUAACUUGACUAUUUGGUUAUCACAAUUUUAUAAAUUGAAAAAAGUGGAAACAAUGAAAGACACAAAUGCAUUUUAUUAUUUAUAAGUUAAAAAAAAUGAAAAGCACUGUCCUGAACUUUCUUGGAAUAUGUAAUCUUGUCCCCUUGAAGAGAGGAGGUAAUGUUGUAUUUUGUCUCUAUCCAAGUACUUUUUAGCACUCAGACCUGAAUUCAUGAGGAAUGGGAUUUCAACACAAAUUUAAAUCAUAACAACCUGUUGUACUCAGAAUUGCAUUUGAUAAUAGGCCAAAUUUAUCCAGUCAACCUAACCUUCCCUUAGUAUAACUUACUAGAAUCUCAGCAGCAUCCCACUCCAUAUCAUAUGGAGGAGAAUUACCUAGCCAAGCCCUGCCUGAAUUCCUGACUCACAAUAUUGUGAUAUAUAAUAAAAUGAUUGUUGUUUUAAGCUCUAAGUUUUAGGAUAGUAAGUUAUACAGCAUCUGGAACAGAGGCUAAGGACACAAAACGCAUAAGGUCCUAUCUAAGAUCACAUAGAUAUAUACUUAUAGCAGUGGAACAGAAACUCACAUUCUUGACUUGAGAAUGCAGUGUAUGGAACUGUAACAUACUUUCUUUAUAUGUUAUUUGAUUUUUAAAGGUUCAAAUAUUUUAAGAUGCACUGGAGUUGAGAAGUGCUUUAAAUUAAGCUCCUGGAUUCCAGUCACAGCUCUAGAAUUAACUUAUAUACUUUAACUUUAAAGAUAUAUUUGAAAAGAGUAUUAUAAAAACAGUAAAAAGUCAAGUAAAAUGGUUAUUUUUGGCCAUAUAAUAUUAGCUUAAAGCUUUGCAGUACACAUAGGAUUAUCUCAACAGAAAUCACCAGAUAUAUUUGCUGUGAAUAGUUGAGUAUCAUUAAAAUUUUCUGAUUUCUUAAUAUAUUUUGUUUGUGCUAGCACUUAUUGUCUAGGCUAAGGCAUAGGGAAAUUGUUGGGACAAAAAUGUUAUCUCUGGCCCAGAGGACACAUACCAUAUUUUUAUGCAAAUAACUUGCGAGUCAUAUGUUUUUAGCAAACCCCACAACUCGUGCAUUAUUUUCAUAGGCACUCUGUGCAUGUUGUGUGUGUGGACACGUUAUUUAUUUGGGCACAUGA